This is a messenger RNA of Hylaeus anthracinus, 598 nucleotides long. RefSeq names its product BET1 homolog (gene Bet1). Gene Ontology annotation, cellular component: SNARE complex; Golgi trans cisterna. NCBI's taxonomy places the organism in Eukaryota, Metazoa, Arthropoda, Insecta, Hymenoptera, Colletidae. Gene Ontology annotation, molecular function: SNAP receptor activity. Bases 139 to 477 code for a protein of 112 amino acids. Gene Ontology annotation, biological process: endoplasmic reticulum to Golgi vesicle-mediated transport; vesicle fusion with Golgi apparatus. The record is from RefSeq and is a predicted model, not a curated record. The transcript is spliced from 4 exons.
CUCAAGGUUGGCAAUUCUGGCUACACAUCAUAACCACAACGUGACGUUACCAUAUAUUGUUGCUUGUGUCUCUGAUCACUUGAUUGACAGCUAUCUUACGCGGAGGGUCUUAAUCAAACUAUCAAAAUUGAGAAUAAAAUGCGACGAACUCAUUCAAAUUAUGCCUAUGAACCAGUACCAACAACAUCAACUCACAAUGGGUUGGAAGACGAGAAUGAAAGAAUGACAGAUCACCUAAAGGAUAAAAUUCAUGCACUGAAGUCCUUGUCAAUUGACAUUGGAAAUGAAGUGCAAUAUCAGGAUAAAAUGCUUCGUGGAAUGGAUGAAGAUUUUGAAAGAACAAGCGGUUCCUUAACAGGAUCUGUGGCAAGAGUCUUACGCUUAUCCAAAGGAAGUCAUACUUAUUACAUUUUAUAUUUAUUCCUAUUCUCUAUAGCUGUCUUUUUUGUAUUGUGGAUAGCAAUGAAAUUUUUUUAAAUGAAAAACCUUUAAGAUUGAAAGAUAUUCGGAGGGUGCAAUCAUUCCUAAAUUAUUUUACUACAUGCAUACAUACAUACAAUAAUUUUCGAUUAUAAUAUGCAAUUGUGUAUAAAGGUCA